This is a messenger RNA of Pseudomassariella vexata, 1173 nucleotides long. Its product is annotated as cupin domain-containing protein. The transcript is spliced from 3 exons. Lineage: Eukaryota; Fungi; Ascomycota; Sordariomycetes; Amphisphaeriales; Pseudomassariaceae. The coding region runs from base 444 to 1034 and encodes 196 amino acids. The record is from RefSeq and is a predicted model, not a curated record.
GUGAGAAAGGGGGUCUAUGUUGGCGACAUUUGGAGCGACGGUCCAUCUCAUGGCUGAUAUACAGGUAGCAUACCGAGUCUGCUUGGUCUUUCAUGUACAAGUGUGACCAGGUUUGUUAGACUGACUGUGAACUCGGGCUAAAGUCAGCCGGUCACGCAUGAACAGGAAUUGAUCCCAGUAUCUCGCACUUCACCCAACCAUCUUGAACUCACAACUGAAGCCUCUCAGUCAACACAUUAUCCACUCAGUCUUCCUGACCUUUGCCUCCCCGAAGUAGAAGAAAGACUAAGUUUUGCAUGGAAGUCACCUCUCCUGCUUAUAAGUAACCUCAGCUUUGGGAGAUCACCGCUUUGGCUUGUCGUGAAGGGUCUCAUUGCUUCGUCAGUGUUCUGAAUCCCUCAGAAACCUAUUGACAACCCUUUUCUUCUUCUCGAAGGCCUACAAUGUCAACCUCUGGUCCUUGUACUGGAUUUCCGGCUCCUGGCCUGCGCAACCCUAACCGGUACCUCACCGGACACGACAGCAAGGGAAACUCAAUCUUCGUUCAAACCGAUCAUGGCUAUCACGGCGCCCCAAUGCUAGGUGGCGCUGCUGCCCAGACCAUCAUGUACAGCAGCGACCGCAAUCCAAUCGAGCUCACAGAAGACGUCGAUCUGGAGUAUAUCAAGAAACAGCCAUCCCUCCAUAUCCCCAACGGUUGCGUCGUCCGAAUGAUCGAUUUUGCUCCCGGUACUGAGUCAUCUCUCCACCGUGCUCUUACUCUAGGCAUUGGAACCGUAUGUGAGGGUGAGAUCGAGCUGUGGCUGGGUGGUGAAGAUAAGAAGAUCCUUCGUCCUGGUGACGUCUCCAUUAACCGCGGUGCCAUGCAUCGCUGGCGAAACACCUCUAGCGAGAAGCCAGCCCGUAUGCUUUUUGUCAUGCUGGAUGUCAAGCCUAUUAUUGUCAAUGGGAAGGCGCUUGAGUUCGAAAUGGGCACGCUCAUGGAUGAGUAUGCCAAGUAUAAGGACAAUGAGGGCCCAAACAAAAAGGCUUAAUGUCCUUUUACACACAACAUUCCUUCUUAGGUCAGCUAGCCGGUAGUAAUCAGAUCCAGCUUUUUGGUUUAGUAUACCGCAUUCUAUUUGUUGCUCCAUAAGAAUUCAAAUUGGCAUCUCAAAUUUGCUAUCUAAAGAC